CGCUUAUUUAAAUGGCAACUUGACUCUAGAAUAGCCACAGUAUUCCGGUGAACUUGGCGUUGUUUGUAUCUGUUGCCGUUGCAGUACUAAAACCAGUUAUCGAAACAAAUUUGCAAUCGAAAAUACGAUAUCAAAAAAUCUCCAGAAAAUGGCAAAUUUCGUGUGCUUUGUUAUCCUCUCCCUGGCGCUGUUCGCCAGCGUAGCCGUAGCGCGUCCUGGAUAUGCUGUGGAUUACUAUGACCAUCCCAAAUAUUCCUUUAACUAUGGCGUUGCUGAUCACAGCACAGGCGAUGUCAAGUCACAGCAUGAGACGCGUGAUGGCGAUGUUGUCAAGGGCCAAUACUCUCUGGUUGAGCCCGAUGGCUCCAUUCGCACCGUGGACUACACAGCUGAUUCAAUUCAUGGCUUCAACGCUGUUGUCACCAAAUCUGGACCCACUGUGCACGCCCAAGCGCUAGUCACCAAGCCCAUUGUGGCGCACAAGCCAAUUCUGAGCCACUACCAACCACAUGUGGCUCCAGUGGCUGCGCCGGUGAUCGUCGCCGCCUCGCCAGCGCCCUAUGUCACCAAGCAAUACGCGCCCGCUGCUGCGCCCAUCCACUACGACUACGACGACGGCAGCUACUACAACCAGCCCCAAUACGAAUAUGUGCCACAGUACGACGCAGGACACUACGGACACUACACUAGUCCCUAUGCGGCACACUAUUAGGUAUCAUCAUAGCUAGAACGCGAAACACUUGCUAUUUAGUGGCCUAAACAAAUUUAGUUUAUAUAUUUUGGAUGAAAGCUGAAAACUGAAAAAAAGACCUUCGAUAAUAAUGAUGUGGAUGUUAAAUUAAGUUGUGAAUUCUGUUUUGUACAAUAAACAUUUCAACAAUACAUAAGUGAAGUUAUUAAAGGAAAUUUUAAUAUU
Messenger RNA from Drosophila mojavensis, 916 nucleotides. It is a transcript of the gene Cpr62Bb, whose product is annotated as larval cuticle protein A2B. The transcript is spliced from 5 exons. Bases 149 to 712 code for a protein of 187 amino acids. Gene Ontology annotation, cellular component: extracellular matrix. Lineage: Eukaryota; Metazoa; Arthropoda; Insecta; Diptera; Drosophilidae. The record is from RefSeq and is a predicted model, not a curated record.